Molecule: messenger RNA, 4308 nt
Organism: Seriola aureovittata
Lineage: Eukaryota; Metazoa; Chordata; Actinopteri; Carangiformes; Carangidae
Product: mothers against decapentaplegic homolog 3
Exons: 8
Coding region: 485-1762 (425 amino acids)
Biological process (GO): anatomical structure morphogenesis; BMP signaling pathway; regulation of transcription by RNA polymerase II
Cellular component (GO): heteromeric SMAD protein complex
Molecular function (GO): DNA-binding transcription factor activity, RNA polymerase II-specific; I-SMAD binding; RNA polymerase II cis-regulatory region sequence-specific DNA binding
Source: RefSeq, a predicted model, not a curated record
UCUCGCAGACUUCAGUCGGCGGACUCUGCACCGCGGAUGAACUUAACAAAACUUUGCUGAUCGGGGGGUUUAGAGCACCCUUGGUAAAACACAAACGAAGUACUUUCACUUCGGCGUUUGAAUCCUGAACGAGUGAAAAACGUGGUCUGGGUGUGACUCAAGUUGAGUGUAUGUAAAAGAGCCACGGCUUGAAGAAGUGCAGACGGGACUAGAUUCCCUGGCGGAGUAGCACUAAAUCCACAACCCAACAGACUACCGGUGCACAGUCCGCCGCUGAGCUCGAUGCAGACGGACUGAGUGCGCUAAAACUGAAGGGUUUAACUCCGGGAUGCUUCCGUGUGGCGUUUAAUAAACAACAACAACCUGACUUCAGCUAAAUAACGCGUUCGUCUCCACUGUUUGGACCGUUUGAAGAGCAACUGUCCCCGUGUUUUGUCCAAACCGACGGACUUCACGACACUGGAAGGACUUAACUGAACUCAAGAUGUCAAUUUUGCCUUUCACUCCCCCCAUUGUCAAAAGACUUUUGGGCUGGAAGAAAGGAGAGCAGAACGGCCAGGAGGAGAAAUGGUGUGAAAAGGCCGUGAAAAGUCUCGUGAAGAAGCUGAAGAAGACGGGACAACUGGACGAACUGGAGAAAGCCAUCACCACCCAGAAUAUUAACACGAAAUGCAUCACUAUACCAAGGUCUCUGGAUGGCCGUCUGCAGGUUUCCCACAGAAAAGGUCUGCCCCACGUCAUCUACUGCCGUCUGUGGCGCUGGCCCGACCUGCAGUCCCACCACGAACUGCGGGCGGUGGAGCUGUGCGAGUAUGCCUUCCACACGAAGAAGGAUGAAGUGUGUGUCAACCCGUACCACUACCAGAGAGUAGAGACACCAGUACUCCCCCCAGUGCUGGUGCCCAGACACACAGAAAUCCCCAGUGAGUUCCCGCCGCUGGAUGACUACAGCCAUUCAAUCCCUGAAAACACCAACUUCCCUGCUGGAAUUGAGCCCCAGAGCAACUACAUACCAGAAACGCCACCACCAGGCUACCUCAGUGAGGAUGGAGAGACCAGCGAUCACCAGAUGACCCAUAGCAUGGACACAAGCUCCCCAAACCUAUCACCCAACCCCGUUUCACCCACACACAGCAACCUAGACCUUCAGCCAGUGACCUACUGUGAGCCGGCCUUCUGGUGCUCCAUUUCAUACUAUGAGCUGAACCAGCGAGUAGGAGAGACCUUCCACGCCUCGCAGCCCUCACUGACAGUGGACGGCUUCACGGACCCCUCCAACUCAGAGCGUUUUUGCCUGGGCCUGUUGUCCAACGUCAACCGCAAUGCAUCUGUUGAGUUAACACGCAGACAUAUCGGCCGUGGUGUGCGGCUGUAUUACAUCGGAGGAGAGGUGUUUGCCGAGUGUCUCAGCGACAGCGCCAUCUUUGUCCAGAGCCCUAACUGUAACCAACGCUAUGGCUGGCACCCUGCCACAGUCUGCAAGAUCCCUCCAGGAUGUAACCUGAAGAUCUUCAACAACCAAGAGUUUGCGGCCCUGCUGGCCCAGUCAGUCAACCAGGGGUUUGAGGCUGUGUACCAGCUCACCAGAAUGUGCACCAUCCGCAUGAGCUUUGUCAAGGGCUGGGGAGCAGAGUACAGGAGACAGACGGUGACCAGCACCCCCUGCUGGAUCGAGCUUCACCUGAACGGCCCCCUGCAGUGGCUGGACAAGGUGCUCACACAAAUGGGCUCCCCCAGCAUCCGCUGCUCCAGCGUCUCUUAGGGAAGCCCUUCAACCACCCAUGUCCUGUACAUCACGUCUCCUGUCAGUGACUAAAAACACACAGACUUCAUGCAGACAAGAAUGGCUACACAAGUACAGAAAGAUGAUGAAACCCCCCCCCCCCAUUCAGCCAAUCCUCAAUCUGUAAUUUAGUCCUCCCUCCCCACCAGCUGACAGUAGCACUUUUUAUAUACAUAUUGUUUGUGGCAAAAGGGGACAAGUGCAUUAAAGCAGUACCAUGUUAGUAUAAUCUCCACAUUUUGUCCAGAAUUAUUUUGAUGGCAGUUUUUCUCUUAGGCGUCUAUGUGCCAGAAAGACUGUAGAAAUGGGAGGAGAGUUGUUUUUUUUUUGUUUUUUUUUUAUUAAGAGAUACUUAUUCUCUUUGCGCUUUUGUUGAAAUUUCAUCUUCACAAUUUUUACAUUUUUUGUACAGAUGUUAAAGUGAACCAUGGAUUUAAAAAUGAAUUAAUUUUUUAAGCAUUAAUACCAAUUUUGUAAAGCAUAUGUAAGAUCAUGUUAAAUGCAUUUCACUUGACUUUGUUUUUGUAUUUGGGCAUUUGAUAGGUUAUGAAGACAUUGGAAUAAUGGAAAUGGUCAACCACAGUGUAAACACUGUGUGAAGGAAUAUACUGUAGCCUAGUACAAAUAUUUGCUUAGGUUUUCAUACUGUCAUUUUAUGCGCUCUGUGUUACUCUAAUAAGGCAAAUAACAGGAUGUUUAACUACACCUUUAAGGAACAAAAGACAAAGUAAGGAAUCUGUCAAACUUCAGAUUCAGCUUUUCCCCCUCUAAUAGUAAACCAUUCACUGAUUUCAACCGGGAGCUAAAUUAGUCUGACGAAGCAGUCUGAUGUUUCAGGAUACGUUAGAGCAGACGGGAGUUACAACCCUUAUGUGAGAGCUGGAAGACAGCGAUAUUCAUCAAAUGUCAUCAGGAAGAUGAUGCACUUUUGUAAAAUGUUGAUAUUCUAUAAAGAGAUGUGGACAAAAUUAUAUUCGAUGACAGUUGUAGUCCAUAGCUUCAAUAGUGCUUGUCAGGGGCCUAUGUGAAAUAUAGCCUGCAUUCAUUUCAGGAAGCUUUGCCAAUUUGCAAAAUAUGUUUGCAGCAUUGUAUAGUAGGAAGUACAUAACAGGCAUUUACACAGAACUUGAAGACAUCUCACAUACUGUACUGUUCUGCAGACUUUCAGUUAAAUUACACAUUGAACAUGCAAAAUGUAGUGUAGGAAUGUAGGAAUACUUGUGUAUGUGAUAGGAAUACUCUGCAGAAAGAGAGCAGGAAGACGCCUUUGCUUUUUUUAAUUUUCUCUCUCAGCAGUCCAUGACAUUGGUCUUAUUUUAAACCAUCAGUAAUAUUGACUUUUUGCACACUCAGGACCGUCAAAGAAAAACAGCUGAAUUGUGUACAGAAACCAGUGAAAAUGAGAGAUUCAUGACUCUCGAGGCUUUAAAGUCUAUUUUGCUACCAAUUAUUUUUGUAGGACAUUAAGGUCCUCUUUCAAGUGUUUUUGCAUGACAUGACAGAAUAUACUGCUGGCAGGUCUGGGGAUAUGAACCUUGUAUUUUUCUACCUGUGAAGAUGAGGCGGUUUCAGAACAAAGCACAGCUUUUUACAAAGGGAAAUGUUUAGAUAGAGGCAUGUAAAUAACUGUAGAACCUCAUAAUCUGAUGUCCCUAUUUUUUAAGUCUAUGUACAUGUAGUACAUACAUGUGUUAUUAUAUGACCAUUAACCUUUAUAAUGUUGAGGGUUUUGGAAGCAGAACAAAAUUUAAGUUUAAAAUGCAAAAAAAAAAAAAAAAGUGUAAGUUGGAAAAAGGUAUUGGUGAAAUAGAAAGGCAUAGUCUUAGCGUUGGUCCCAGUUCCUUUCAGCCACCCACUGUGGUGGAAGUGGAUUGAUUUCCUUCUGGUUCCAUAACACUAGACAAAGACACAGUGGGUGAACAUGGACAAUAUUUUGAUUCUUUUUACAAUACUUAUUUACAUUAACGCAGCCUUUGAUGUUAAUGUCAGCCCGGUGGUGCUAAUCUUUAACAUUUUAGGGACUCAAGAGAACAGCAAAGCCAUGAGAUUUUACUUUUACUUAAAGUUGGUAGAUUUUGAUCUCUGUUAAAUGAUAAUGACUUGUGAACGUUCUAACUAUAAUGGGAUUGUUUCAGAAACAGUAGCAUCUACCGAUCUGAGACAAGACAGCUCUUUGUAGAGCUUCUAGUGUCCUUGAACACAGCAGUCCUGAUCCUAAUGGGCUCUCAAACCCCAUAGUCAAUGUAAUUACCCAGUAGGGAAUAUUUUGCAAGCAAAUUUGUCAUUUUUAUACACUCUUCAACUUAUAGUGCUUGUGUUUUUUUUUUUCCCCCUUGUUCAAAAUUUUCACUGUAAUCGUCAUUAUUAGUUGUGAUUUAUGCUAUUGUGCUCUGAAUUGGUCUUUUUAGGUGUCCUGUAAAAAAUUAUACCCUUUUAUUUUUCUCUGCCUAUAAAAGGUUGAUGUGAUGCUUUAUAUUUUUGUUUAUUAUUGUUGGUCUAUGAAUAAAAUAUAUAUCUUGUGGUGA